AUUAAUGUUUUGUUAAUCCAAUGGAACAACUCACAACAUUACAUCAAACUAUAAAUUUUAAAAAUAUAAAAACAAAUCAUAUAAAUAUAAAAAAUAUCGUUUGCUUCAAAUUAAAUCAAAUUAAUUCGAUCCAACAAAAAUAUAAUCCAAAGUUGUUAUGUGUAGGAAAAAAAUGGCAGUAGACGCAGUGCCACCAACCCCCAAACAACCGUCUCCCCGCCACCACAACAACCACCGCAAACAACCCUCAAACUCCGGAAAAUCAUCACCGUCACACAAUUCAUCCACCUCUUUCGACCCUUUAACCACCCAAAACAAACCCACUUCCAACUUUACCUCCUCUUCGACCUCCCACUCUAGCCGCCACUCUCUCUCUAGCCUCCGUAGCUCCCUCCCCGAAAACCCCCAACUCUAUGACAUCUCCGAAAUUCGCUCCGCCACCAACAAUUUCCUCGCUAAAAGCUACUCCGCCGCUACAACCACCACCUCUUCCUCCUCCUCCUCCUCCUCCAGAUGCUGGCGGUGCAAUCUCCAUGGAAAAGACGUGAUAAUUUUCCAGAGGAAAUCCCACAACGAAUUACGGCCAUCAAGUGUUCGACAAAAGUUAUCCUCCAUCUGUAGAUCCCACCACGUCGCCAUUGUUAACCUUCUCGGAGCUUCAAUUUCUGGGGAUUGCGUUUAUCUAGUUUACAACUUCAUCAGCAAUGGCGCGAAUCUACAAGAUGUUCUCCAUAACAAGAACAACCCAGGUUUCACUGUUCUUAGCUCGUGGAUGUCGAGGAUGCAAAUUGCUACUGAUUUAGCAAAUGGGAUUGAUUACAUUCAUAAUAAUACCGCGUUAGAUGUGAAAUUUGUUCAUAAUCGUAUCAAAUCGAGCAGUAUCAUAGUUACGGAACCGUCGUUUAAUGCGAAGAUUUGCCAUUUUGGGACCGCUGAGCUCUGCGGCGAGCCGACGGAGGAGAGAGAUUGCGAUGAUUUUGGUGGUAACGAGACUCCCAAGGUAGUUGAGGAGAUUAUUGAUGAGGAAUCUUCAUCACCAAAGAAACUGACCAGAUCUAGCAGCGUCAAAUUCAACGGUACUACAGGGUAUAUGUCACCGGAGUUCCAAACAACAGGGGUAGGGACCCGAAAAUCUGAUGUGUAUGCAUUUGGGGUGGUGUUGGCGGAGCUGUUGUCGGGGGAGGAGCCGGUGAAGUAUAAAUAUAACAAGGCCACGAAAGAGUAUAUGAAAAUGUCCGUCGUGGACACCGCUAGAGCAGUGGCGGAGGACAGCGGAGGAGAGGGAGAAGGGAGGUUGAGGAAGUGGGUGGAUGUAAGGCUUAAAGAUUCGUACCCGGUUGAGGUGGCCACUAAGAUGACGCGAUUGGCGGUCGAAUGUUUACACGUGGAUCCUUAUAGACGACCAGAUAUGCGACGCGUGGCGGGUAAAAUAUCCAAGCUUUAUUUGGAGUCUCAAGUUUGGUGUGAUAGAAUGAAAAUUCCAACCGAUUUUACGGUGUCGUUUGCUCCCCGGUAGUACUCCCGUGUUUCUGACAGUGAAAGAAGUCAAUACUUUUUUUGUUGACUAGCUUUAGAUCUUAACAUUGGAAUCUUUACCUGUUUAAUGGGGUAAUCUUAAAGUGGAUCAUCACCGUAAAAAUCCCCUUGGAUGAUUUUUUUUUUCUUUACUUUUGCUCAAUUGUAAAAAGUAAAACAACGUGUUAUAACGGAUGCAAAGAAAGAAUAAAGAACGUAAUAAAAAACGUAAAGAAAAUUCCAACCGA
Messenger RNA from Spinacia oleracea (spinach), 1763 nucleotides. RefSeq names its product lysM domain receptor-like kinase 3. The transcript is spliced from 2 exons. The record is from RefSeq and is a predicted model, not a curated record. Gene Ontology annotation, biological process: protein phosphorylation. Gene Ontology annotation, molecular function: protein kinase activity; ATP binding. Bases 158 to 1516 code for a protein of 452 amino acids. NCBI's taxonomy places the organism in Eukaryota, Viridiplantae, Streptophyta, Magnoliopsida, Caryophyllales, Amaranthaceae.